AUGGUUUUCGUGCCACCACCACUGAUCACUCAUGAUCGCGACUUCCGUGCGACGGGAGAUUACAUUAACAGUUUAAGAGAUCAAGACAGCCAUCCAGCAGCGUGGAAAGAACCCAAGUUAGUAUCAGCAAGCCAAAAGGUCAAGCCAAACAUAGAUCACAGACCUGUGUCAGAUUUCCUUGCUGCAAACCAGUUACCCAAAGUUGAAGGCCAGCAAAAGAGAUUGAAAGUCAAGACUGAGUAUACUGCCGAUCUGCCUCCUGUGACAAUAAGCCUUGUCAAGUGUGUACAAUUGCCUCAGAGAGCCAUUGAGCCUGAUGAAUUCGCUCGUAUACAGCCUACAUAUCUCACCCGGUAUUCUGGCAAUAGCCACGAACGUGCGCACUACCGUCGUGCUGUCAACACAUAUGCGUCGCAAUUGGAGCGAGAAAUUCUUGAACGCAUGCAAAACGUAACUUCGAGCAUGAUAGCAGAAGCGAUCUACACAGACGAAUUCCAGGAGAUGUGUCGGACCAAUAAUGCGAGAGAAGAUCUGGAACUGUUCUUUGCAGAAAGUGCGAGUAACGACCAGCUGUAUUACGUGUACAGCAAGCUGUGA
Botrytis deweyae is the source of this 597-nucleotide messenger RNA. RefSeq lists its product as uncharacterized. The transcript has 2 exons. Lineage: Eukaryota; Fungi; Ascomycota; Leotiomycetes; Helotiales; Sclerotiniaceae. The record is from RefSeq and is a predicted model, not a curated record. The coding region runs from base 1 to 597 and encodes 198 amino acids.